CUCCCCUGUCAGGCCUUCAUGGGAGCGCGCCUCCCUGUCGACCGCGCGCAGACACGCUUUACUCUUAACAGGCACGAAAUUCCACAGAGGAAGUUCGAGAUUGUGUGAGGGGCGAGAAAUCAGGAAGCAAUCCCGGCGAGUUGCCUCAACGUGGAUGAGAAAAGCCUGAGCGGAAACGGCUGGACGUCGGGAGCAUGGACUAGCGUCGCCCCGGGACGGUCCGUAGAUGGAGGCGGUGAGAAGUUUGCUCUUGUUCGGGGCCGUGCUGCUCCGAGGGUCGGGCUCGCUGGCCAGGGAAGUGUGCCUCGGCACGGACAUGAAGCUGGCCCUGCCCUCCAGCUUGGAAAACCACUUUGAGACCUUGAGGCUUCUUUACAGCGGCUGCCAGGUCGUCCACGGCAACCUGGAGAUCACGCACCUUCACGGGAAGCCGGACCUCUCCUUCCUACAGGGCAUUGUGGAGGUGCAAGGCUACGUGCUGGUGGCUCACGUCUCCGUGAGUUUAGUGCCUCUGGACAACCUGCGGAUUAUCCGAGGCAGCCAGCUGUACAAUUCCAGCUAUGCCCUGGUGGUGCAGGACAACGCUCGGGACGCCCACGCUGGACUGCGGACACUUCGUCUUCGGAGCCUAACAGAGAUCCUUUUGGGCGGGGUCUAUAUUUGGGGAAACCCGCAGCUUUGCUUCCCGGAUCCGCAGAACAUUGUGUGGAGGGACACCUUGGAUGAGCAGAACGUCCACGCCGGGCCGCACAGACUGCAGCCCCGAGCGUCCAACUGUCCCAGUUGCUCCGCGGCGUGCCGGAACAGCUGUUGGGGAGAAACCGCACAGGAUUGCCAAACCCUGACGCGCAUCAGCUGCGCGUCAGGCUGCCAGCGCUGCAAAGGCCCCCUGCCCAACGACUGCUGUCACAUGCAGUGCGCCGCCGGAUGCACGGGACCCAAAGACUCCGACUGUCUGGCGUGCCGCCACUUCAACGACAGCGGCGUGUGUAAGGACAACUGCCCGCCGCCGACCAUCUACGACCCGGUCACCUUUCAGACCAAGCCCAACCCGGACAAAAAGUUCAACUUCGGGGCCACCUGCGUCAAGACGUGUCCAUAUAAUUACCUGGCUAUGGACGUGGCCUGCACGCUCAUUUGCCCCAAAGCCAACCAGGAGGUGAUCAUCUCCAAUCCCGAUGGCGACGAGACGCAGAAAUGUGAAAAGUGUGAAGGGGAAUGUCCAAAAGUGUGUUAUGGCCUGGGGAUGGACAACCUUGGCGUCAUGGACAACCACGCCGUCGCCAUGGUAACCUCUUCUAACGUGGAACAAUUCAGUGCUUGUAAGAAGAUUUUUGGGAGUUUGGCCUUCCUCCCUCAGAGCUUCAUUGUGGACCCCGCGAGCAACACAUCCGGCCUGACUCUCCAGCAACUGAGGGCCUUCAAGAACCUGGAGGAGAUUACAGGUUAUUUGUACAUCGACGCCUGGCCGGAAGACUGGAGCGACCUGUCGGUGUUUGAGAACCUGCGGGUGAUCCGAGGCAGGAUGCUCUACAAGGGAGUGUUUUCCUUGGCCGUUCAGAACCUGGGCAUCCGUUCCCUGGGCCUGCGUUCGCUGCGCAGCAUCAGCGGCGGUCUGAUCCUGUUGCACAACAACUCGCAGCUGUGCUACACGGAUUCGUUGCCCUGGGGCGGCCUCCUCCAUCCCACCCAAGGGCCCCACUACAUCGUCAACCGCAACCGAGAGCCCCGAGUCUGCGAGGCGCAGGGGCACGUUUGUCACCCGCUGUGCGAGGGCGGCUGUUGGGGGCCGGGGCCCGGCCAGUGCGUGUCCUGCAAGACUUUCCGGCGCGGCACCGAGUGCGUUGAGCGGUGUGACCUCCACCACGGCCCCGUACGUGAAUACGCCGAUGGAUUCUUGUGCGCGGCCUGUCACGCGCAGUGUCGCCCCCUCAACGGCUCCGUCACCUGCCACGGCCCGGGCGCCGAGCAGUGCGUUGAGUGCCAGAACUUCCAGGACGGCGAGUCGUGCGUGGAGCACUGCCCCAGCGGCGUCAAGGAGGACCAGCAGACGGUGUGGAAGUACAGCAACGCCAGCGGACACUGUCUGCCCUGCAACACCAACUGCACCCUGUCCUGCACUCAGAUGGAUGACAGAGGCUGUCCGAUCCAUCCCAAGACAGGACCGGGCACGACCAUCGCGGCCGCCGUGGGUGGCGUGGUGCUCUUCUUCAUCCUCUUCGCUCUGCUGGUGUUCUACCUGAGGAGACAAAAGAAGCUGAAAAAGAAGGAGACCUUGAGGAGGAUCCUGCAGGAACACGAGCUGGUGGAACCCCUGACGCCCAGCGGGGCCUCGCCCAACCAGGCUCAGAUGCGCAUCCUGAAGGAAACCGAGUUGAAAAAGCUGCGGGUGCUCGGCGCCGGGGCUUUCGGGACCGUUUACAAGGGCGUGUGGACUCCCGACGGAGAAAACGUGAAGAUACCGGUGGCCAUCAAGGUUUUACGGGAGAACACCUCGCCGAAAGCCAACAAAGAGAUCCUCGACGAAGCCUACGUGAUGGCGGGGGUGGCCAGUCCUUACGUGUGUCGCCUGCUGGGCAUUUGUUUGACCUCCACGGUGCAGCUGGUCACUCAGCUCAUGCCGUACGGUUGCCUCCUGGACUACGUCCGUGAGAACAAGGAUUGCAUCGGCUCCCAGUUCCUCCUCAACUGGUGUGUCCAGAUCGCCAAGGGGAUGAACUACCUGGAGGAGGUGCGCCUGGUCCACAGAGAUUUGGCGGCCCGCAACGUCCUGGUGAAAAACCCCAACCACGUCAAGAUCACAGACUUCGGUUUGGCGCGCUUGCUCGAUAUCGACGAGACGGAAUAUCACGCCGAUGGCGGGAAGGUUCCGAUUAAAUGGAUGGCGCUGGAGUCCAUCCUCCACAGGAAGUUCACGCAUCAAAGCGACGUGUGGAGCUACGGAGUGACGGUGUGGGAGCUGAUGACGUUCGGCGCCAAACCCUACGACAUGAUCCCGGCCAGAGACAUCCCCGACGUGCUGGAAGGCGGCGAGCGCCUGCCGCAGCCCCUCAUUUGCACCAUCGACGUCUACAUGAUCAUGGUCAAAUGUUGGAUGAUCGACCCGGACAGCCGCCCGAAAUUUAAAGAUCUGGUGAAUGAUUUUUCCACCAUGGCCAGGGACCCGCCUCGCUAUGUCGUCAUUCAGAACGACGAGCAGAUGAGCAUGUCCAGCCCGGUGGACAGCCAGUUCUUCCGCAUGCUCCUGGAGGAGGACGGCAACAAUAUGAGGGAGCUGCUGGAUGCCGAGAAGUAUCUGGUGCCUCAAGCCAACCUCUAUCCCAGGGCUCAGGGGGACGGGGCCGAGUCCGACGGGCCGUGCAGGAGCAGAGAGCGGGGCCUGGACGCCGACCCCCCCGUGGCCCCUCGCAGCUCGUACUCCUCCCUGAGCGCCCUGGGCCGCGGCCACUACCCCGGCCUAGCAACAGGAGCCGGCGCCUCCAACGGCGCCUGGACCCCCCACUACCCGACGCCGGCCCGCAGCCCCUCCGCCGGCGGCCGGUCCGACUCGGUCUUCCUGGACUCGGUCUUCGCGGAGGCGGCCCCGGACGACGCCGCGCUGCCCCCGGCCAGCCCCGGGCGCUACUGCGAGGACCCCACCUACGGGAGUCAGGGCGAGCUGGAGGCGGACGGGCCUGACGGCUUCCUUCAUCCUCCUCCUCAUCUUCAUCACUCGCUGCCCAGGAGAAGUCACGUCUAUCAGCACAACCACGUCUUGCCAGAGUACGUCAAUCAGGACGUCCACGAGGCCAGGCCGCAGCGACCCAACACCCUCCCUCGGAAAAUCUCCAAAGUGGACAGGCGUCUCGCAAACGGCUUGACGUCGGGCCACAGCGUGGAGAACGCCAGGUACUUGGUCCCCUCCACCUCGCCCGCCUUUGACAACCCUUACUACCUGGACCUGGUGGCCAAAGCCAGAGCCGUCGCCGGGGCCACGGCGGCGCCGGACGGCCCCGCGGAACCGCAGCGGGACAUUCCCGGACAAAUCAACGGCUUCGUCACCCCCACGGCGGAGAAUCCGGAAUACCUUGGACUGGCGGACACCUGGAGCGGGUACGCAUGAAACCGGGGCGGAGGCUUGUGACGGAAGUCGGUGACAAUAUUUAUGGCGCCAAGAUUGCGCGAGCCGGCGUGGAAGCAAAUUAUAAGGUCAUGAAGCAGCGUGACUCAUCACAUUCAUCCGGUGUUCCCGGGGACGUUUAUGUUCCUCUGAGCUGUCCGACCUUUCUUGGAAAACAAGUUUACUCAGCUGUGAAUAAUUCACCGUCCAACAACAACUGAGGACUUUUUCAUCCAAUCUCACUCGGCUGGACAAUUGAAUGACUUCUUUUUUUUUUUUGGUUUCUAUAUCAAAUCGAGCCUGACAUGGCAAGAUUGUGUCAGACUCUCCUGCGAUUUUUCCUUUUGGCAAUUGGCAAUACCGCAUUUGCGCAACGUAGCAAUUUUCAGUUUUUGAAGCCUGAAAGUACACAAAAUGUGGGCGUGGGGGAGGGCUUCUUCUUCAUCAUGAAAACGGUUGACUUUAAAGCCGCCGCGCACUGAGGACGACGAUUAGCAUUCCGCUAACCGUAUUCAAAAUGCUGGCGGCGUUUUUUUUUUUUUUUUUUUUUUUUUUUUCCAUGCGCUCAAAGAGAUUUUGUGGCGCUCAGAGGGGUCCCUGUGCUGCCCAUCUGGCCGGGCUUGGCGCUCUCCCGAAAGAAAGAGGCGCUGUUUGUUGAAGACGGAGGCCUUGUGCCACACUAGCGUGUGUCUGCAGCUUCUUUGUCAUACUAGCAACGACCUUA
This is a messenger RNA of Hippocampus zosterae (dwarf seahorse), 4823 nucleotides long. RefSeq names its product erb-b2 receptor tyrosine kinase 2 (gene erbb2). The transcript is spliced from 26 exons. Gene Ontology annotation, biological process: neuron differentiation; positive regulation of cell population proliferation; positive regulation of kinase activity. The record is from RefSeq and is a predicted model, not a curated record. Gene Ontology annotation, cellular component: basal plasma membrane; signaling receptor complex. The coding region runs from base 227 to 4102 and encodes 1291 amino acids. Gene Ontology annotation, molecular function: ATP binding; transmembrane receptor protein tyrosine kinase activity. Lineage: Eukaryota; Metazoa; Chordata; Actinopteri; Syngnathiformes; Syngnathidae.